Messenger RNA from Fusarium oxysporum Fo47, 1530 nucleotides. RefSeq names its product catalase. The coding region runs from base 1 to 1530 and encodes 509 amino acids. The transcript has 5 exons. Gene Ontology annotation, cellular component: cytoplasm; peroxisome; mitochondrion. Lineage: Eukaryota; Fungi; Ascomycota; Sordariomycetes; Hypocreales; Nectriaceae. The record is from RefSeq and is a predicted model, not a curated record. Gene Ontology annotation, biological process: response to hydrogen peroxide; hydrogen peroxide catabolic process. Gene Ontology annotation, molecular function: heme binding; catalase activity.
AUGUCGGGUUCGAAUGAAGCACCCGUUUAUACCCUCGCAGAGGGCAAGCCCGUCGAGGACCCAACCUCAUCCGUCGUCCUUCAUGGACCAAAGGUUCGAGGCGGUGGUCUCGCUUUGUUGGCAGACACGCAAUUGAUCGAGACGCUUGCCCACUUUCCUCGAGAGCGCAUUCCUGAACGUGUUGUUCACGCCAAAGCUGCCGGAGCAUGGGGCUACUUCGAGUGUACUCAUGAUAUCACAGACUGGUGUUCAGCAGCACCUUUCCGUCGCAUCGGCAAGCAAACCCAAGUCCUUGCUCGUCUGUCCACCGUAGCUGGCGAAAAGGGAUCUUCCGAUACCCUCCGUGACAUCAGAGGUUUCGCCCUUAAGAUGAAGACAGAGGAAGGAAACUGGGAUUUUGUCGGGAACGACUUGCCCGUUUUCUUCAUUCGUGAUCCAGCUAAGUUCCCUUCGCUCAACAGAUCUCAUAAACGUCACCCGCAGACUGCCGUCGCUGAUGCGAGUAUGUUUUGGGACUUUCACAACAACAACCAAGAAGGCGCUCACUGUCUGAUGCAACUGUUCGGACCUCGAGGUGUGCCGGAGUCUCUCAAGAAUGUGAAUGGUUUUGGAAACCACACGUUCAAGUUUGGUAAGCCCGAAGAUGGAUCUUUCAAAUAUGUCAAGAUCCACUUCAAGCCUGAUGCCGGCAUCAAGAAUCUCUCUCAAGAGGAUGCCGUGCGUCUUGCAGGCGAAGAGCCGGACUAUCAUGUCAAGGAUAUGUACAACUCUAUUGAGAGAGGCGACUAUCCUUCAUGGACUAUGUAUCUUCAGGUCAUGGAUCCCAAAGAGGCUGAAACUUACAAGUGGAACAUCUUCGACAUCACCAAGAUCUGGCCUCACAAGGACUAUCCUCUUAUUCCUGUUGGAAAGCUUGUGUUGAACAAGAACCCAGAGAACCACUUCCAUGAUAUCGAACAGGCUGCUUUCUCGCCUUCAACUUUGAUCCCUGGUAUUGCACCCUCGGCUGAUAUCAUGCUGCAUGCGAGAAUGUUCAGUUAUCCCGAUGCUGCACGCUAUCGCGUUGGGCCCAAUUAUCAGCAACUUCCAUGCAAUCGACCUCUGGACGCAUACUCACCGUAUCAGAGAGAUGGACCGAUGCGCCUUGACGGCAACUACGGCUCUGAUCCCGAUUAUGUUCGCUCCUCAUUCCGCAAGGUCAAAAGUGGCCCCGCAGAUGUCGCACACAGCGAAUGGGUUGGCAGAGUCCAAGCUUAUUCCUCCGACGUCGAAGAAGAAGAUUGGGAACAGCCGCGUAAUCUAUGGAAGAUCUUCAAGGAUAACGGCGAAGAUGAAGUCUUUUUGAACAACCUGUCUGGACACGUCAACAAGGCACUUCCAGAGGUUCAGGAGGCAACAGUUGGAAUGUGGGCAAAUGUUGAUGAAGAGAUUUCGAAGAGACUCGGGGAGAAAUUGAAGAAGUUGACUGGGAACUUUGACCAUUCCAAGGCACCGCCCAGUCAGACUGUGCUGGCAUCGAGGCGCAAGUGA